This is a messenger RNA of Oryzias melastigma (Indian medaka), 5942 nucleotides long. RefSeq names its product family with sequence similarity 135 member B (gene fam135b). The coding region runs from base 137 to 4144 and encodes 1335 amino acids. The transcript has 20 exons. NCBI's taxonomy places the organism in Eukaryota, Metazoa, Chordata, Actinopteri, Beloniformes, Adrianichthyidae. The record is from RefSeq and is a predicted model, not a curated record.
CUGUGCACAACACGUGGACGAGCACGCGGGCUGAUUAUGCGACGAGACGCAGCCGCACUUUGUCAUAUUGAAAUCCGGAGAGAGAGACCUUGAGAAUGAACGGAGGGAGGAGAGAGAGGGAGACUGCAGGGUCUGGAUGUGUAACCAUGGCAACAGCAGCAGCAGCACCAGCGGCGGUGGGAACGCUCCUCCGACAGACAGCGGUCCUCUGAGUCCGGGCUACCGCCGAGCCGCGCGCGGAUCCUCCCUGCAUCUCUGCCAAGGUGAUGAGCGGGAUCGGAUCAUGUCUGAAGUACAGGGAACGCUGGAGUUUUCUCUGGAGCUGCACAAGUUUCACAAUGUGGAUCUCUUCCAGAGGGGGUUCUACCAGAUCCGAGCGGGGAUGAAGGUCUCGCCUCGGGUGCCACAUCGGCUGACAGUAGCAACACAGAACAGCUCAGGAGAGUGCAGCUUCAGCUCGGCGGGGGUUUACGACGGCACAGUGUUCAGCCGGAUAUUCCAGAUCCUCUACCGAAAUGAGGAGAUCGCUGUGAACGACUGCAUGAUCUUCAAAGUCCACCUCCUGCUGGACGGAGAGAGGGUGGAGGAAGCCUUCAGUGAGGUGGACUUUCAGCUAAAGCUGGAUCUCCAUUUCACAGACAGCGAACAACAGCUGGCAGACAUCACCACAGUUCCCUUGAUCAGCAGCCGGACCCUCGGCCUCCAUUUCCACCCUCGGAAAGGCCUCCAUCAUCACGUUCCAGUCAUGUUCGACUACUUCCACCUGUCCGUCAUUUCCGUCUCCAUCCAUGCCUCACUGGUUGCCUUACAUCAGCCCCUGAUCAGCUUUGCUCGCACAGGGAAAGGCUCUUGGCUGGGAAAAGGCUCUCCGGAGAGCGCCAGCGACCCAUCUGCUGUGUCUGUGGAGAACCUCAUGUUUGGAGCAGGUUACUGCAAGCCUGCCAUUUCUGAGGGGAGUUUUUACGUGCCCAGUGAGAACUGCCUUGAGAGGGCUCACACGUGGCAUCGCCGGCUGUGUCGCCUCCUGCUGGUAGCUCACGGCGGCCUGCACUCCUACUGCACGGCGCUGACGAAGGAGGUCCCACAGCUCCAGCAGAUUCCAGCAGAAACAGAGUUGGUGCCGGUGGAGGAAACCCUGAAUCAGCUCUCCAUACAGUUACAGCUGCAGGGGGGCCACGAGGCGGCAGCGGAGCAGAUCAGUCGGGACAUGAGCCAGCUCUGCUCCCAGCUGGCUGUUCUGUGGAGGCGCUUCCUGGAGGCCGCGGUGCUCAACCCUCACGUCCUGUCCUAUCUGGCUCAGGAGCAUCACACGCUCCGGGUCAGGAGGUUCUCAGAGGCGUACUUCUUUACUGAACACCCUAAAGAGAUGUCCUUGACAUUUCAGGAGGAGCUCAUCAACAGACACGCUCAGAUAGCUGCAGACGUGCGGAGCUCAGACUACUUGAUCAAAAUGCCUCCUCUACCUGUCGAGUGCCUGGACAUCGAUGGAGACUGGAACAGUCUGCCCAUCAUCUUUGAGGACCGAUAUGUGGAGUCUCCUCUGAAAGAGUCGGCAUCACGGCUGCAGACGCCUGAUACCACUGAGGAGCAGAGCCCCUCCCACCGGCCCUUCGCACCUUGUGUAGUGGAGGGAAGCAGUCCAGAUUCAGCAUCAGCAGCAUCAGCAGCAGCCAUGCAGGAAUGUCAGGAACCCGAGGAUCUGUCCACACUUGGCCCAGUCAUGGCAGAUCAGAGCGGACCGGUUAUCAGCACUCAGAACCUCAUCCACCAAGAGCAGAGUGCUGAGGUUUCUCCAGAAGAAGCAGAGAUCUUGAAGGAACUAGAGGAAGAUGAGGGACGAAGGACAUUGGAGUGUGCUGGAGAAAGCAGAAGCAUUAAAGAGGAGACUUCAAAUCCCUCCAUGGAGGCAGAGGACAACUGCCUUCUAACAGCUUACCUGCAUCCAGGUACACCCUUCUUCUCAGGUGACCUCAGAAAAGAAAUGGCUCACCGCGGCUGUGCGGGCACGAAGGUCAUGAAGCGCUCGUCUUCUGUGAUCUCAGACUCUGGCAUCGAGAGCGAGCCCAGCUCGGUGGUUUGGCCUGCAGAGGCUGGGCUUCCAGGACAAACUUCUCAGGACUUUUCCAGCGAACGUGAGAUGCCGAAGCAAACGGUUUGUCACCAGCGCGUCCAUCAGAGCUGCCUGGAGGGCCUGCAGUUAGAGAGCAGCAGCAGCCUCCCGAGUGGUGGCAUUCAAGCGUCUCUGACCUCCAUCAGCUCCUUACCCUACGAGGAGGACAGGCAGCAGAGGCAGCUCAGUAAGCUGACCAAGUCAGCGUCUGCUCCGCAGAUAAGCAGCCCGGAGGACGAAGAGGAAAACUCUGCACUUCCUAAGCAGGAAACAGACAGGAGGAGCUCAGUGCGGCAGCAGGAUCUAUGCAGGAGAAACUGCUCCCUGAACUGCAACCUGGAUUCACAGCAGUAUGAACACGCUCAGUUAGUCAUGGACCUCAGCCACAACCACAAGAAGGUGACUUCUGAAGAGCAUCAGCUGGACCUGUCGGACACAUGUAGGACAGCCUCCUGUGGCGCUUCUGAAGAGCAGCUUUACCCUGCAGACAGUCCUCAUGUGAAAGGCAGAGCUGCUUUGAGGAACCAUCAGUCCCUCAUGAGUGACCACAGCGCCUCAGUGGAGGACGUGCAGCUCACUCAAUCUGGCAGGCCGUCCUGUGAAGGUACGAGCGCCGCACAGGAGCCUCAAUGUUCCCAAGAGAAGAAGCUGGGAGGAGUUUCAGACCUGCCAUGUCUGGAAACAACCUUAGAACAAUCCGCUGAGGUUCUCAGUGCAGCUGGCAUCACUCCGAGGCCCAGCGUCCUCUUGGGGCUGACACCCAGAGAUCCACCUUCAUCCAGCAACCCCACCACAGCGCCAGCGGGGGACAAGGAGCCUUUGGAGAACCACACAAAGCCCUCCAAAAUCCCCACCUCAGGGCUGGCCUUCAUGAACAAGAAGAUGGUGGAGGUGGUUAACAUGUCGGUGUCCUGUGCCCCCACCUGCCUUCCAUUCUCGUCUGUGCUCAGAGAUUCUCCCUCCAUCAGCGGAAUAUCAACUCGCCAGGCUACCUCACCGAUCACCCACCAGCCCCUGGGCUCCUUCGGCAUCAUCUCUUCAUCAUCACUCAGCCCCCUGAACAUGGACGACGAGUCCAACAAGCGGAUGCUGAAUUUCUACAAAGCCAAAGAGGAGCUGCUGAAGGAGCUGAGCUUCCAGGCCAGCCUGUACAGCGACCUCCCUCUCCUGGCUUCAGACCUCCCGUACUUCCCACCUGAGGAAGACGAUGAGGAGUUUGAAGACGGCAUACACCUCGUGGUGUGCGUCCAUGGACUCGAUGGAAACAGCGCAGACCUCCGCUUGGUGAAGACCUUCAUUGAGCUGGGACUGCCACAGUCCAGGCUUGACUUCCUCAUGUCUGAGAGGAACCAGGCUGACACCUUUGCAGAUUUUGACACCAUGACCGACCGGCUGCUGGACGAGAUCAUUCAGCACAUUCAGCUGUAUAACCUCACCAUCGGCAGGAUAAGCUUCAUCGGCCACUCCCUGGGGAACAUCAUCCUCCGCUCCGUGCUGACCAGGCCUCGCUUCCGCUGCUAUCUGCCCAAACUGCACACCUUCCUGUCGCUGUCGGGCCCACACCUGGGCACGCUGUACAACAACAGCGCCUUAGUCAGCACAGGUCUGUGGUUGAUGCAGAAGCUGAAGAAGUCGGGAUCCCUGCUGCAGCUCACCUUCAGGGAUCACGUGGAUCCACGGAAAACCUUCCUCUACCUCCUGAGUCAGAAGCCAGGCCUGCAGUUCUUCAAGAAUGUGGUUCUGGUCGCGUCUCCACAGGACCGAUACGUUCCCUUCCACUCGGCCCGGAUAGAGAUGUGCAGAACCGCUCUGAAAGACAGAACCACAGGGCCCGUCUACACUGAGAUGAUCAACAACCUCCUGCAGCCGCUCGUGGAGGCCAAGGACUGCCGGCUGAUCCGGCAGAACGUGUUCCACGCCCUCCCCAACACGGCCAACACGCUGAUCGGACGCGCCGCUCACAUCGCCGUCCUGGACUCUGAACUCUUCCUGGAGAAGUUCUUCUUGGUGGCAGGACUCAGCUACUUCAAGUAACUCCAUGGGCGCCGCAGAGGAUCCAGUCGUGGAGGAAAAAGUCGGAUAGCGGUGGUUAAACUGUGAACUCAGGUCUGAGUUUGACUUGUAGCCAAACCAAGAGACUGAUGGGAAAACUGGCGCUGUUUGUCUGCUCUGUGAGUCAUAGAGAGUCGUGGUUCAAAGCAUUUCUGUCUCUGCCUAGCCGGUUUGAAGCUCCCUGAACUAACAAAAAGAAACAAACUUCACCUUCAAAUAAGAAUGAAAAUAUGGUCAAAUUGUGUAUUCUUCUGUCCUCUGAGUAUCAGCAGCCACAGUGUGUCAGAGGAGCCAGCAGAUGAGUCCUGUUCAUCUUUAAAGUCUGUAAUACAUGCAAGCAGAAGUGCAGUAUUUGGGGUCUUCCUCGAGGACUGUAUCUGCCCUGUCCAUGGAAAUGAAACAUUAAAACAUGACAGGCCACAUUUGGAGGCCUGUUCAUCAAAUACAGAAAUCAAUGCAAUUAACUAGAUUCAGUUUGUUAGAUGAACAUAACUCUAUGGGAACUAAUUUCUCCAACUUUUUUCCUUUCACCUGUCAAAGUGCAAACAGCAGAGCGAGCUCUGAAACCUCCAGUCUGUUCCUCUCUGCUGUGGAAGGGCUUCUGUUGGGCCAACCAGCAGCCUGAGUCCUGCCCGUCCCAAACCACAGGAAGUGAUCCCCUUCACAGGUCUCCAUGAGUUAUGUGGAUGGCAUAUUUUCCACCUCAUGACAUCUAUUUUUCCUAAUUCUUAAGAACCUCUUUGCGGUCAAGUUCUCAUCCGGUUCUCCCAUGAAACCUGGACAAAACCACUGAUUUCCUGGUUCCUGCUGAGACUCGGCUGUUGGCGCCUCAUUUCACCAAAGGGGGAAUGAUUCUGUUGCCAUGCUCGUCUGUCUUUUCAUUGUUUUUUUUGGCAGGGUUAUUUGAACCUUUUCUCCUGUUUGUUGACACUGUGCACUUUAUGGACCUCUAUGACUUUUCUGAAGUCCAGACCUAAAAAAACAUGCGUGGAAUCUUUUGGCCUCAACCCCUCUUUAGAAAACGAAGCCCAGCUGACCCGUCUGGAGCGUUCCAGCGUUGUCUGCUGAGGACAGAUGACACGCUGAAGAGCUGCAGCUCGCCGUGACAGCGCUCUAACACAGACUGUCACAGGGAUUGACUUUAAUCAAACGAGCUCCUGGUCCUGAAAGAGCCCCCAACCCCCCUCAUGUGGAUGCAGCACCCCUCCAGCCUUUGUGCCCUCAGAGCCGUCUGUUUGCCCAUCGGGAAUCGAUACAGGGGAAAGCGUUUCAGGGCUCGUUCAGAUCUGGGCGUCAAGGGCAGAGAGUUUCCAUGCCCGAGAAACUUUGCUCAUGCAAACCCGAAACUCUUGGACUUCUGGAGCCUGCAGAGGCCUGAGGGUCCAUUUAUGCAGCUCUCAUCUGCGAGAGUGAAUCUGACCCAACAGAUCCUUAAGUGCUGUCAGCUCUGGGAGGAGCUGACCUGAACCUGCGGGUGUGCGAUGCCCUUUAGCAGAGGGAGCGUGACUGAGGUGUUGUUAUUGCUGCUGGAUCACCUUUCAUUGUUGGAGCUGAAUGUCAGCCAUGUUUGAAUUCACUGUGAGUAACAUGUUUUCAUUCCUUUUUUCUGCUGCAGACCGUAAAUCUAACUCACCCGUGCCAACUCUGUCACAUUAAAUGUUGUGGAUCAGACUCUGUUCAUUCUGUGGUAGCUUCAAUGUACAAAUAUAAAUAAAGGUAUAUAUAUUGCAUAGUAUUACUGCAAAAUAUAUGAUACUAGAAUAAAAAAAUGUUCCUUUUG